UAUAUGUACGUACGAGUUUCAUUUCCACAUAUGUGCACGCAUGUGGAGGACCAGAAGAUCACAGGACCGACCACUAGGCGGUCCGACCUGUGUGGCCCCGACGUGCCACUGGCCUUGCCGCUGAGUUUAAACUUGGCCACUCGUUCACAAAUUUAUAUAGAUGGCCUCCGUCCCUGGUCUCACAGGCCUCUUUUCGCUCACUUAAAUUCUCUCCAACAUUGCUCGCUACAUUGUCGUUGUGGUCCCGAUCCGCUAUACUGCGAAUGCGAACAUGUCCUUCAAUCACCUCGCCAACGAAACCAUCCAACAGAUCGCGGACGACCUCUCAAGCGAAGAUGCGAUAAAUCUCUCUGCGACGUGCACCACACUCAGGGCCAUUGGGCUGCGUUCCGCACUGCGCAAAUACGCGGCCCCGUGUUACAAGUUUGACAAGUUCAUUGCGUUCGCGGAAUGCGUUCUUUCCAAGCACUCCUCCGAUUCCAAGCGCGCGACAUACUUGCGCUCGCUCAAGCUGUACAAUCCGAUUAUAUUCCACUCGUGCAGUUUUCGUGCAGAGUGGGCACAGGCCUUGAUUCGGCUGCUACAGGACGCCACCUCCCUACGCGAGUUCUCGAUAUGCUACUGGCAGAAGAUUUCUGUGUGGUGCCCCGCUAUAGGUACUGCACUCAGCAACGCACGCUCUCUUGAACGCAUAGAAUUGCAUGGGAUGAUAUUAAGGGCGAACGCGCCGAUCUCGCUGCAUCACUUUCCCAGCUCUCUGCACACCCUUUGUCUCGCCCAGACACACGUGCCAGACGUCGGCUAUCUUCCAUCACUCCUCGCCAUCAUCGCAUCCCUUCCCCAUCUGCAUACCCUGGAAUUGAAGGACGUAUCUGUCGCAGCGAAUGUCGAUAUGUCAUUUGGCGUGCCCCACAUCUCUUUGAGCGUCCGUAGGCUCGUGGUUGGCUGGUGCUGCAUGCCGAUUAUCCCAUUUGUGCGCACGUUCCCGAACGUUCGAAGCGCAACGCUGCUUCACCUCCGCGACAUUCUUUUGCUCGACAUGCAUGAGUCUACCGGGCCCUCACUCCCGGCGGCGCGUUGGGAGUAUUUAGAAUCUAUACAAACGGAUGCGUGGUUUGCAGACUUGAUAGGGGAGGUGGCAACAUGCGUGAAGGAUCUGAGGCUCGACUUUCCUUAUCCCGGGACGAUCCCGGGGAGUCCAUCUGCCAGUGUGGUGAAGGUUUGGCAGCUUUGUCCGGAUUAUUACAAUUAUGCUUCGCGAGUCUAUCCUGAGCGGGAUUGUCAGCAGUGGAUGGUUCCCGCUGUACAGACCAUCGCCAAGCUCAAUAUCUCUCACCUCCAAUUCCACUUUGCUCCGUCCGAUACUGAACGUCCUGUCCGCGGCACUUCAAAGAGUAAUUCGACUGAGACUCCCCGGUUAUCGGAAAGAUAUUUUACAGGACUGAUAUGUGCAGCAAGGAUGCUCCCGACACUGCAGACGGUCGAGUUGCUGGUGAAUGGAGGAGAGAUGGGCGAGAUAGAACGAAGAUCGUGGAGGCUUUAGGGCAAUGGACAAGGGGAUUAUUCUCGAGCUUAGAUAAACCUCUCCUACUGCAACAGUUCCCCUCGUGUGUUCUCCGUAAAGCGAUAAGAUGAUGUAAAGAUGACACAGUAAAAUUCUAAUCUGCUUCGAUUCACCCUCUACAUGGACUCGUCCAGUUCCUCCAAUUUUCCUUUCGGUCGCCAUCUCAACCCAUCAUCUUGCCUAUCUGUUGUCUCCCGCAAUUCCCCAUUCUGAAGUCUCCACUGUCGUUGUACUUUGACUCCAACAUCCCUCGACACCGACACUCCAAUCCAUUCCAACUCAUGGAGCGCCUUCGCAGCGCCGAGCAGCGUCGCAACAUAACCCUCUGGCCAAUGAUACGUCUUUGGCCUGUUUUCGAUUGCUGCG
Laetiporus sulphureus 93-53 is the source of this 1930-nucleotide messenger RNA. RefSeq lists its product as uncharacterized. NCBI's taxonomy places the organism in Eukaryota, Fungi, Basidiomycota, Agaricomycetes, Polyporales, Laetiporaceae. The transcript has 3 exons. The record is from RefSeq and is a predicted model, not a curated record. The coding region runs from base 272 to 1543 and encodes 423 amino acids.